AUGAAUAGCUAUAGUCUCGCCAAUGCUGCUCGCUACGCCGUUUACCCGACUCUCCAGAUAGUUGAACAGAAGCCUGAAGUCAUCGAAUUCUACCUCAGGAACGCCGAUGCUUCCAUCGCGAACGCCUUACGACGGGCUAUCAUCAGCGAGGUUCCGACGCUCGCCAUCGACGUGGUCUCCAUCCGCGAAAACACUACCAAGUAUCCCGACGAAUUUUUGGUGCACCGACUCGGUCUAAUCCCGCUAGAAUCUUCUGCGUUCUCUUGCGAAAUGCAAGCCGUCAAAGGCAUUGGCAAGAUCCACACGAAGUGGUCCUCCGUCGCAACCGCGACCUACGUCAAUGUGUCGCACAUCUCGAUUGGUUUUCCGACUCGCGCAUGUAAGCCAUUUUGGCUUCAAGCAAGGGGUAAAAAUUGCGAACCGCCUUCUUGA
Molecule: messenger RNA, 432 nt
Organism: Dermatophagoides pteronyssinus (European house dust mite)
Lineage: Eukaryota; Metazoa; Arthropoda; Arachnida; Sarcoptiformes; Pyroglyphidae
Product: DNA-directed RNA polymerases II, IV and V subunit 3-like
Source: RefSeq, a predicted model, not a curated record